Elgaria multicarinata webbii is the source of this 1422-nucleotide messenger RNA. RefSeq names its product doublesex and mab-3 related transcription factor 3 (gene DMRT3). Gene Ontology annotation, molecular function: RNA polymerase II cis-regulatory region sequence-specific DNA binding; protein binding; DNA-binding transcription factor activity, RNA polymerase II-specific. The record is from RefSeq and is a predicted model, not a curated record. Gene Ontology annotation, cellular component: nucleus. The transcript is spliced from 3 exons. The coding region runs from base 1 to 1422 and encodes 473 amino acids. Gene Ontology annotation, biological process: regulation of transcription by RNA polymerase II; male sex differentiation. Lineage: Eukaryota; Metazoa; Chordata; Lepidosauria; Squamata; Anguidae.
AUGAACGGCUACGGCUCGCCGUACUUGUACAUGGGCGGCCCGGUGGCUCAGCCAGCCCGGGCGCCCCUGCAGCGGACGCCCAAGUGCGCGCGCUGCCGCAACCACGGCGUGCUGUCGUGGCUGAAGGGCCACAAGCGCUACUGCCGCUUCAAGGACUGCACGUGCGAGAAGUGCAUCCUCAUCAUCGAGCGGCAGCGCGUCAUGGCCGCCCAGGUGGCGCUGCGCCGCCAGCAGGCCAACGAGAGCCUCGAGAGCCUCAUCCCCGACUCCUUGCGCGCCCUGCCCGCCGGAGCCCCGCCGCCCGCCUCGGCCGCCGCCACGCCGCCGGCGCACCCCGGAGCCGGACCACCCGGCGGCGCCCCGCAUCGCCCGCCCAUGGAACUGGCCGCCGCCGCCGCCCUGCGAUGGGCUUCCGAGCAGCCCGCCGCGGUCCUGCCGCCGCAGCUGUCCAAAGCAGACAUGACUGAAGAGCGAUUGGGUGAUAUCAGCGGAGCCGACAGUGCUGAGACCUACAGUGACAAAGACACAGACCAAAGGAGUUCCCCUGACGUGACAAAGGCCAAGAGCAGCUUCGCUCCUGAGAGCCCUGAAAUUGUUUCGGUCGACGAAGGUGGCUAUGCGGUCCAGAAAAACAGCGGAAGCACAGACAGCCGACCUGAGAGCCCCAAGUACCAACCAGAGCAGAAUCACCUCCUGAUUGAAGGUCCAUCAGGGACAGUUUCUCUUCCUUUCGGCUUGAAAGCCAACCGCCCCCCCCUUGAAGUGCUAAAGAAAAUCUUUCCCAACCAAAAGCCAACUGUGCUUGAAUUAAUCCUGAAAGGCUGUGGGGGCGACCUGGUGAGUGCUGUUGAGGUCCUUCUGUCGAGCAGGUCCUCCAUAGCUGGUGGGGACAGAACUUCUGCAGAAUCAGAAGGUCUGGUUUUGCCUUCAAAUGGGCACCUCUUUGAACAUACUCUGAGUUCGUAUCCCAUUUCUUCCUCAAAGUGGUCUGUAGGCUCUGCCUUUAGAGUCCCAGACACACUGAGGUUUUCUGCUGAUACUAGCAAUGUUGUUCCAAAUCCACUGGCAGUUCCCUUGCAGCAUCCAUUCCCACAGCCACCCCGAUAUCCCCUUAUGUUGAGGAAUACUUUGGCCAGAAACCAGUCCAGUCCAUUUCUACCCAAUGAUGUUACUUUGUGGAACACCAUGACGCUCCAGCAGCAGUACCAGCUGAGGUCUCAGUAUGUCAGCCCUUUCUCCACUAACUCAACCAGCGUCUUCCGAAGUUCUCCUGUCCUUCCUACACGCCCGUCGGAAGAUCCUAGGAUCUCAAUCCCUGAUGAUGGAUGUCCAGUUGUGUCAAAACAACCUAUUUAUGCAGAAGAUGACUAUGAUGAAAGAUCUGACUCUUCAGACUCUAGAAUACUAAACACAUCUUCCUAG